This is a messenger RNA of Salvia hispanica, 1491 nucleotides long. Its product is annotated as ADP-glucose pyrophosphorylase family protein. Gene Ontology annotation, biological process: biosynthetic process. Lineage: Eukaryota; Viridiplantae; Streptophyta; Magnoliopsida; Lamiales; Lamiaceae. The record is from RefSeq and is a predicted model, not a curated record.
UGAUCUGUCAAUUCACCUCGACUCAAAAUCACUGUAACUGUAAUACCUAAAAUCUUCGGUUUCAGGGUUUAAGAGAGGAUUCUGGACCUUUUUUUAUCACCGGAAAAUGGACAACGCUGAUGAGAAGGUGGUCGCAGUGAUCUUGGUGGCAGGUCCAAGUAAAGGGACUCGAUUUAGGCCUCUUUCUUUCAACACUCCAGAGCCUUUAUUUCCUUUGGCUGGUCAACCAAUGGUUCAUCACCACAUCUCCGCCUGCAAAAAAAUACCCAAUUUGGUCCAAGUUUUUCUUAUAGGAUACUACGAAGAGCGUGAAUUCGCGCUAUAUUGCUCUUCGGUGUCUAAUGAGCUCAAAGUUCCUGUGAGAUAUUUGAAGGAAGAUAAACCACAUGGUUCGGCAGGAAGCCUUUACUACUUCAGGGAUCGAAUCAUGGAGGAAACCCCUUCGCAUAUUUUUCUGCUUAAUUUUGAUGUCUGCUGCAACUUUCCCCUGGCUGAGAUGCUUGAGGCCCAUAAAGCCUAUGGUGGGAUUGGCACAUUGCUAGUUAUUAAGGUUUCUGCUGAAUCAGCCAGCCAGUUUGGCGAGUUGGUUGCUGAUCCGACUAGUCAAGAAGUGCUGCACUACACUGAGAAACCGGAGACCUUUGUGAGUGAUCUGAUUAACUGCGGUAUUUAUGUCUUUACGCCAAACAUUUUUAGCGUCAUCCAGGAAGUAUAUCGGCUCCGGGAAGAAAAAGCAUACACUCGCAACAUACUAAAUUACGAGUCUCAGCAAUUUGCUAUAAGGUCUCUUCCUACAGAUUUUGUUAGGUUGGACCAAGAUAUUUUGUCGCCUCUUGCUGGUAAAAAGCAGUUGUAUACAUACGAGACCUCAGAGUUUUGGGAACAGAUCAAAACCCCUGGAAUGUCUAUCAAAUGUUCUGCUUUGUAUCUUUAUCAAUUCCGCUCCACCUCUCCACAUCUGCUGGCCAGUGGGGAUGGCAACAGAAGUGCUUCUGUUGUAGGAGAUGUUUAUGUUCAUCCAUCCGCUAGAGUGCAUCCUACUGCAAAGAUUGGACCUAAUGUCUCAAUAUCAGCAAAUGUUCGUAUAGCGCCUGGUGUAAGACUCAAGAACUGCAUCGUGCUAGAUGAUGUUGAAAUCAUGGAAAAUGCUGUUGUGGUGAAUGCAAUUGUCGGGUGGAAGUCAUCUCUCGGACGAUGGUCGCGUGUCCAGGCUGACGGAGACUACGACACCAAGCUAGGGAUAACGAUAUUGGGAGAAUCGGUGAUUGUCGAAGACGAGGUUGUUGUGAUAAACAGCAUAGUUCUUCCGAAUAAGGUGCUCAACCUAAGCAUGCAGGAAGAGAUCAUCUUGUGAAGAUUUUGAUAACCAUAAUUUCCUUGGGCAACCAUUGCUACACAAUCAAAGGAUUACUAAUGUUUAUACAUAUUGUAUCUGUUUCCCGACCAACAAAUUUUGCUGUGUGAUAUGUGAGCUUACUUUGUGACGUGACA